Orycteropus afer afer is the source of this 1292-nucleotide messenger RNA. It is a transcript of the gene TMEM43, whose product is annotated as transmembrane protein 43. Gene Ontology annotation, cellular component: nuclear inner membrane. The record is from RefSeq and is a predicted model, not a curated record. NCBI's taxonomy places the organism in Eukaryota, Metazoa, Chordata, Mammalia, Tubulidentata, Orycteropodidae. Gene Ontology annotation, biological process: nuclear membrane organization.
UCGGGCCGGCAAGAGGCCACUGAACUCGCGUCGUCAACUUCUUUCCUAGCUGAGCAGAGCGAGGCUGCUGCAACGAGCCGGGUGCCAUCAUGGCCGCGAAUUACUCCAGUACAGCUAACAGAAGAGAACACAUCAAAACAACAGCUAACCCUCAGCCAGGCUUCCUGGAGCGGCUCAGUGAGACCUCCGGUGGGAUGUUUGUGGGGCUCAUGACCUUCUUGCUCUCCUUCUACAUAAUUUUCACCAAUGAGGGUCGCGCGUUGAAGACGAUGACCUCCCUAGCUGAAGGGCUCUCUCUUGUGGUCUCCCCAGACAGCAUCCACAGUGUGGCUCCAGAGAACGAGGGGAGGCUGGUGCACAUCAUCGGGGCCCUGCGGACGUCCAAGCUCUUAUCUGAUCCAAACUACGGGGUGCACAUUCCAGCUGUGAAACUACGGCGACAUGUAGAGAUGUACCAGUGGGUGGAAGCAGAAGAGUCCAGGGAGUACACUGAGGAUGGGCAGGUGAAAACAGAGACGAGGUACUCCUACAAUACUGAAUGGAGGUCGGAAAUCGUCAACAGCAAAAAUUUUGACCGAGAGAUUGGCCACAAAAACCCCAGUGCAAUGGCAGUGGAGUCAUUCACAGCCACAGCCCCGUUUGUCCAAAUUGGCAGGUUUUUCCUCUCAGCAGGCCUCAUUGACAAAGUCGACAACUUCAAGCCACUGAGCCUGUCCAAUCUGGAGGACCCUCAUGUGGACAUCAUCCGCCGGGGAGACUUUUUCUAUCAUAGCGAGAACCCCAAGUAUCCAGAGGUGGGAGACCUGCGCGUCUCAUUUUCCUAUGCAGGACUAAGUGGGGAUGACCCCAACCUGGGCCCUGCUCAUGUGGUCACUGUGAUUGCCCGGCAGCGGGGGGACCAGCUAGUUCCAUACUCUACCAAAUCUGGGGACACUUUGCUUCUCCUGCACCACGGGGACUUCUCAGCUGAGGAAGUGUUUCAAAGAGAACAAAAGAGCAACUCUAUGAAGACAUGGGGCCUGCGGGCCACCGGCUGGAUGGCCAUGUUUAUGGGCCUCAACCUUAUGACCCGGAUCCUCUAUACUCUGGUGGACUGGUUUCCUGUCUUCCGAGACCUGGUCAACAUUGGCCUGAAAGCUUUUGCCUUCUGCGUGGCCACCUCACUGACCUUGCUGACUGUGGCUGCUGGCUGGCUCUUCUACCGGCCCCUAUGGGCCCUCUUCAUUGGCUGCCUAGCAUUGGUGCCCAUCAUUAUAGCUCGGACAUGGGUGCCGGCUAAGAAGCUGGAGUGA